AGCAAUAACCGAAGUGACACAAAAGAGGCCGCAACUGCAAGGCACCGCACGAGAACUCGCCAGGAAGCAACGACGCGGAAAGACAAAUCCAGGGGCCAAGCCAAGAGAAGCCGCUCGCUCCUGUUGUUGGAUUGUUCGUUCGUCGAUUCCGUCGCGGAGGUACGCUGCACCCCCCACCCAACCCCUGCUCCUAAUCCGCUUCUCCUGCUCCCCCCGAAAUUCCGCGUCCAGUACCCGGAUCUUCCUCCCCUGCCGCUCCCCCGAAUUUUCCCCCUCACAAGUCACAACCCGUUUCAUCUCUCUCUUCCGCCGCCGCUGCGCUCGAGGACCGGAGUCUUCUCUCGUCGGGGGGCGUCGGCGUCCUUCCUUUCCGCCGCCCUCGACUGUUGCUGAACUGCCGUCGGGUGGAGAUCGGCUUGAAUCAACUGUUCUUUUAGUUUGUUGGUGUUGCGAAAAUGAGUGACAACCUGAUGGACAAGGUUAGCGCCUUUGGCGAGCGCCUCAAGAUCACCGGGACGGAGGUCAGCAAGAAGAUGACGGCCGGCAUGAGCUCCAUGAGCUUCAAGAUGAAGGAGUUGUUCCAGGGGCAGACUCCGGCUGACAAGAUUGUUGAGGACGCCACUUCAGAGAACCUGGAUGGGCCUGACUGGAACUUGAACUUGGAGAUUUGCGACCUGAUCAACACGGAGAAGGUCAACAGUGUGGAGCUCAUCCGUGGCAUCAAGAAGCGGAUCAUGCUGAAGGAUGCGAGGAUCCAGUACCUCUCCUUGAUUCUGCUCGAGACUAUUGUGAAGAACUGCGAGAAGGCCUUCUCGGAGGUUGCAGCUGAGCGGGUUCUUGACGAGAUGGUUAGGCUGAUUGAUGACCCUCAGACAGUUGUCAAUAACAGGAACAAGGCCCUUAUGCUGAUUGAAGCGUGGGGGGAGUCUGGUGAUGAGCUACGCUACCUGCCAGUCUAUGAGGAAACCUACAAGAGCUUGAAAUCAAGAGGAGUGCGGUUUCCUGGACGUGACAAUGAGAGCUUGGCUCCCAUAUUUACUCCCCCACGAUCAGUUGCUGAAGCUGAUGUUGAUGCGAACUUGCCCCACCAUGCUUUUGAAGACGUGCAUGUUCAUACAUAUACUGCCGAAGAAACAAAAGAAGCAUUUGAUGUUGCUCGUAACAGCAUAGAACUUCUUUCGACUGUUCUUUCCUCUUCCCCUGAGCAGGAUGCUUUGCAGGAUGACUUAACAGCCACUCUUGUGCAACAAUGCUACCAAUCUCAGCACACUAUCCAGAGAAUCAUUGAGACAGUUGGUGACAACGAAGCUGUGCUCUUUGAGGCCUUGAGUGUGAAUGAUGAGAUUCAGAAAGUGCUAUCCAAAUAUGAAGAGAUGAAGCAACCCAGGGCCUCGGAGCAAGCAGAACAGCGUCCAGUGGUCAUACCGAUUGCCACAGAACACGAAGAUUCCACUGCUGUUGGCACCGAAGAUUCCCUGGUCAGAAAACCAGCUGCUGCUAGGGCAAGGUCAGGUGGAGAUGACGAUAUCCUUGAUGAUCUCGACGAGAUGAUAUUUGGCAAGAAGGGAGGUAGCAGUUCCCAGGAAGCGCCCAAAAAGCCGGAUCCCAAGAAAGAUGACCUGAUCAGCUUUUAAGCACCUUUCCGUGAUCGCACCCAGUACUUGCUAUUUUAUGGUGCUGUACUCAGUCGGUAGAAGAUUGCAGAUUCUGUAGGAUUUGGAUCGCUUGUUUAUUCUCAUACGAUCAUACCUGCCCCUUUUUUCAGUUUGUCCAGUUGUUAAGUUGCUGCACUCUCUCAAUCAUCUGGUUUCAUGGAGGAGUCCCAUGAAUGUAUUUGAUGGUGAAUUCUGCCUCGAUGGAAAAAAAAUAUUUUAACUGAAUC
Panicum hallii is the source of this 1882-nucleotide messenger RNA. Its product is annotated as TOM1-like protein 1. The record is from RefSeq and is a predicted model, not a curated record. Lineage: Eukaryota; Viridiplantae; Streptophyta; Magnoliopsida; Poales; Poaceae. The transcript has 4 exons. Gene Ontology annotation, molecular function: phosphatidylinositol binding; ubiquitin binding. The coding region runs from base 456 to 1634 and encodes 392 amino acids. Gene Ontology annotation, biological process: protein transport to vacuole involved in ubiquitin-dependent protein catabolic process via the multivesicular body sorting pathway.